This is a messenger RNA of Clupea harengus (Atlantic herring), 3304 nucleotides long. RefSeq names its product methionine adenosyltransferase 2Aa (gene mat2aa). NCBI's taxonomy places the organism in Eukaryota, Metazoa, Chordata, Actinopteri, Clupeiformes, Clupeidae. Gene Ontology annotation, molecular function: methionine adenosyltransferase activity; ATP binding. Gene Ontology annotation, biological process: S-adenosylmethionine biosynthetic process. The record is from RefSeq and is a predicted model, not a curated record.
UAGUAAUGUCAAUCAACAGGAGGUGGGACAUACAGCUAACGUUAUCGAAUUCACCAGCAAACUGAAUAUAUAAUUUGCGCAAACGCACGGUGAGUGGAGGCUACCAGUUCAUAGAUGUCUUCGAAAUCUGCGGUUUAGUAUAUAUCCUGUGUACAAAAAGCUAGCGACGGACGACAAUCACUACAAACGUCUGUAUAUCAAUAGAUAGCUGGCUAACGUUGCAAGUUUGUAAUAUCUCCGAAGAUGAACGGGCAAAUGAACGGCUUCCAUAAUUCACUCAUCGACGAAGACUGUUUUCUCUUUACCUCCGAGUCUGUCGGCGAAGGACACCCAGACAAGAUUUGUGACCAGAUCAGCGAUGCUGUGCUGGACGCCCACCUCAAACAGGAUCCCGAUGCCAAAGUAGCAUGUGAGACUGUUGCCAAGACUGGCAUGAUUCUGCUGGCAGGGGAAGUGACGUCCCGUGCCACUGUGGACUACCAGAAGAUCGUCAGGGACACCAUCAAGAACAUUGGCUAUGAUGACUCUUCCAAAGGCUUUGAUUAUAAGACCUGUAAUGUGCUGGUGGCCUUGGAGCAGCAGUCCCCUGACAUUGCACAGGGGGUCCACCUGGACCGCAGUGAGGAGGAUGUUGGAGCCGGGGACCAGGGUCUGAUGUUUGGUUAUGCAACCAAUGAAACAGAGGAGUGCAUGCCCCUCACAAUCAUCCUCGCCCACAAGCUGAAUGCCAAGAUUGCUGAGCUACGACGCAAUGGUGUCCUGCCCUGGCUGCGGCCUGACUCCAAAACCCAGGUGACGGUGCAGUAUCGCCAGGACCGCGGUGCCAUGCUGCCGGUGCGCGUGCACACGGUGGUGGUCUCGGUGCAGCACGACGAGGGCGUGUGCCUGGAGGAGAUGCGUGACGCGCUGAAGGAGAAGGUGGUCAAGGCCGUGGUGCCCAGCGCCUACCUGGACGAAGACACCGUCUACCACCUUCAGCCCAGCGGUCGCUUUGUCAUCGGGGGCCCGCAGGGCGAUGCGGGGCUCACUGGCCGUAAGAUCAUCGUGGACACCUAUGGGGGCUGGGGAGCUCAUGGGGGUGGGGCCUUUUCUGGAAAGGACUACACCAAGGUGGACCGCUCUGCUGCGUACGCCGCCCGCUGGGUGGCCAAGUCUCUGGUGAAGGCCGACCUGUGCAAGCGCGUACUGGUUCAGGUGGCCUAUGCCAUCGGUGUGUCCCAUCCUCUGUCCAUCUCCAUCUUCCACUAUGGCACGUCUCAGAAGAGUGAGAGGGAGCUGUUGGACAUCGUCAAGAAGAACUUUGACCUCCGGCCUGGGGUCAUCGUCAGAGAGUUGGACCUGAAGAAACCCAUCUAUCAGAAGACCGCUUGCUAUGGCCAUUUUGGCCGCGAUUCUUUCCCAUGGGAGGCGCCCAAGAAGCUUAAAUACUAAAAACAGUAGAAAAGAACCUCUGUGUUUUCCCCUUCUCCUCUCCUAAUGGUCUGUGCUGGCAAGAGUGUAACUACAGAGAAACCUACCAGCUCAAAGGAGAAGCACGGGGGAAAACCAGAAGCACCAUGCCCUGUGAAUGACCUCCCCUAUCCCCCCCCCCUCUCUCUGUCGUUCUGUCUAUAUGCACUCUGAGUUAAUUUGGCUUUGAUGACCCCAUGCCCUAACCCUUCCUCACCAUCGCCCGCCCCCCUUAGCCAUGAGUGUGCCCCGCCCCUUGUCGUUGCCCUAGUACUGUAUGGUUCUAUUCUUUACCAUCCACCUGUCCUUCCAUCACCCCACUCCUGACCCCAUCUGAUCUAGUGAUGGCACAAUGGAAGACUAAGAUUGUUAAGGAGACACUAUGCAUCGCUGUCUGAAGCCCUAGACCUGCUAAAAACCCAUUCCCAAAAAGGUCUAGGUUUGCUUACAAAGAUUGAAUUGAAUUUUUGAACGGGAUCAAAGCAAAUCCCUCCCCCCCCUCCACACGCACACACAUCUCUUAUGAAUCAAAGUGUUUGUAGAAUGCACCUGGGUGGAACUCAAGAGAUCCACAAUCGGGUUGUCUCAAAUUGACCCUUUUCCAACAAACAGUCACUCUCUCCCCUGCAAAAGCGCCAUCGUUUUCUGACGUGUUACAGAGAAGUCAGAAGCUGCUAAUCCCGCUGUCCCCCUCCUUGGUGGCUGUUUUUUGCAGGGUUUUGUUGUGGUCUUGUGUUUACCCUCACCUCCCCUGCCCCCCCCCCAGCCAAUACCUCUACAGUUUCUUUGCGUUUUCCCAACUUUGGUGAGGAAUCCACAUAGAACUGCGCUGAAGAUCUGUUGUGUGUGUGUGUGGUGUACUGUACGACCAUGGGUGUUGGCAGAGCACUCCCCUGAGCAGGCGCGUGGCCGCGUAGGGUGUAGCUACAGAGAAACCCCACCUCCGGCCGGCCCGCUCAGGGAAAAUGCCUUCACCCAAACUUGAAUUUACUACUUGAAGGAAUACAAAUAAAAAUCCGCGUGGCCAACCUCCUGCACCUGGGCCUUGGUGUGCGUACAGAAAAGCCAGGGACCAGUUGUGUGGGGAGGGACCGCCUUUUCUAUCGUUAAUGUUAAAGUAAAACUGAUUCAGACCUCUCUCUUUUUUUUUUCUUCCUUUGUUUUUGUCAUUUUGCCUGGAAAUUGUGGUUCCACCCAUUCCUUUGUGUUCCUCCUGUGGCAUCCUCAUGGUGUUCUACAGAAAAGCCAUGUUUGCCACAGGCCAGCACGUGCUGAUGAAUGCUCUGACCAUUUUGUUACUUUUUAUCCGACAAAAGAAUUAUAACGACCGAGAAUUACCAUUGCGCGCACAUGUUUUUGUUUGUUUUUACGAGUAUUUUAUUAAGUGGGUCUCCCUGCACUCUCGCAGACAGAAGCAAAAGUCUGGCUGGUGUUGUACAGAGAAACCAGCCUCGUUUACAUGCUCUCGACGCAGGGCUGCGGGAGAGGGCCCACUUCUUUUUUAUACUCCUCAGUUCAUUUGACCUUUUUUAAAAACCAGUGAUGGGAGUGUCAGACUGGUCGCUGAAAGAGUUAAAAAAGUGCCUUUUUCUGUUAUUUUCCCUCCCUUGUCUCCCACAUUCCUCAAUCUCAUUUUGUCCGCUCACCUCCCCCCCGCCCCCACAAACCCCACCUACAGUGGCUAUGUACCUUAACAUGGGGCUCUUCGUACAUACCCCUAAAGAUCUCAUGAAUACCCCUAAAGAUCUCAUGAAUACCCCUAAAGAUCUCAUGAAUACCCCUAAAGAUCUCAUGAAUUCUUUAAAUGGCCAUGUCCCACGCUUAAGUGAUUUGAAUAAAAAUCUGUCCAAGAUUA